Oryzias latipes (Japanese medaka) is the source of this 7528-nucleotide messenger RNA. RefSeq names its product leucine zipper-EF-hand containing transmembrane protein 1 (gene letm1). NCBI's taxonomy places the organism in Eukaryota, Metazoa, Chordata, Actinopteri, Beloniformes, Adrianichthyidae. Gene Ontology annotation, biological process: intracellular monoatomic cation homeostasis. Gene Ontology annotation, cellular component: mitochondrial inner membrane. Gene Ontology annotation, molecular function: ribosome binding; calcium ion binding. The record is from RefSeq and is a predicted model, not a curated record.
UUUACCGGAAGUUGGGCCUGAUACGGAAGCUUAACCAGGUGACGUUUGACGUCAUUGUAGUGUUCGGCCCCGUAACUGUCACCAGAGGCAUGAAAGGACAUGACAUGAGAUCAGUUUUCCACUGGUCGUCUCUCCGGGCGUCGUAGAUAGUCGACAUCGUUCAGGGUUUCAGUGUUUCUAUGAAGAGUCUGAGCGGCGCGCGGAACUUUAGCUUUAGCUAGCCAGCUAGCUUACCGAGGAGGAGCGACGGCGAAAGAGCCGAUCAUCAAAAGCAGCGGAUUCCGACUGAAAGCAUGGCGUUAAUCCUGUUCACGAGAACCCGGGCACCGUUCAUGAAAACAUCCCGGUCAUUCAAUAACGAAUUCCGGAAACGUAAAGGGAAACUGCCGGAUGGAGCCUGCAUCAGCUGCACAACUCUCAGACUUACCGGAGAAAAGUUCGACGGGUUCCGACUUGGCGGCGUAACCCAGGUCCCCAGCUUCUCCAACCCCCUGCCCCAGGCAGGUGACCACCUGGGACCCUUUGAGAGCGCCGACCCUCAGCUGCUUGAUUGUGCUUUUGCUGUCGGGCCUUCGCCCUCCGUCACAUCCGCCAGUAAGUGGACGAUAGCUCAUCAGCAGGACAUUCCUGGUGUCCGGUGGAUACACUCCUCCUGCAGAAGAUGGGACGACUCGAAGGUGGAGAAGUCCCUGCGUUCGUUAAAAGACAAGAAAAAGAAGCUGGAGGAAGGAGGGCCGGUGUACAGUCCAACUCUAGAUGCAGAACCCGUCAGAAAGACGAUCCGGCAGCGAGUCGUGGAUGAAAUCUGGCACUACUACCACGGCUUCAAGCUGCUGUGGAUCGACACCACCAUCGCCGGGCGGAUGCUGUGGAGGAUCCUGAACGGACAUCCUCUGUCUCGCCGUGAGAGAAGACAGUUCCUGAGAACCUGUGCAGACGUCUUCCGGCUGCUUCCUUUCCUGGUCUUCAUCAUCGUCCCGUUCAUGGAGUUUCUUCUUCCCGUCGCCCUGAAGCUUUUCCCCAACAUGCUGCCGUCCACCUUCGAGACACAGUCAAAGAAGGAGGAGAGGUUGAAAAAGGAGCUGAGGGUCAAACUGGAGAUGGCCAAGUUCUUGCAGGACACCAUAGAGGAGAUUGCCCUGAGGAACAAAGCAGCUAAAGGCAACGUGACGGAGGAGUUCUCCACCUUCUUCCAGAAGAUCCGGGACUCUGGGGAGCGUCCCAGCAAUGAACAGAUCAUAAAGUUCUCCAAGCUGUUUGAAGACGAGCUCACUCUGGACAACCUGACCAGACCUCAGCUGGUGGCGCUCUGCCGCCUGCUGGAGCUCCAGUCCAUCGGGACCAACAACUUCCUCCGCUUCCAGCUCAUCAUGAAGCUCAGGGCCAUCCGUGCAGAUGACAAGCUGAUAGCAGAGGAGGGAGUGAAGAGCCUGAACGUCAACGAGGUGCAGGCGGCUUGUCGCGUCAGAGGGAUGAGGGCUCUGGGAGUCACAGAGGAACGACUCAGGGAGCAGCUGGGACAGUGGUUGGAGCUGCAUCUGAACCAGCAGAUCCCCACCUCCCUGCUUCUGCUGUCUCGAGCCAUGUACCUCCCCGACACGCUGUCUCCCGCUGACCAGCUGAAAACCACCCUGCAGACCCUCCCUGAGAUGGUGACCAAAGAAGCACAGCUGAAGGUGGCAGAGAUGGAGCUGUCCAAAGUGGACAACAAGACCAAACUGGAGACGAUGCUGCAGGAGGAGGCCGCCAUACGCCAGGACACCAAGGACCGGGAGAUGGAGAGGUUGGCUGACGCUGCAGAGAAAGCUGCCAAGGAGGAGGGCGAGUUGGAGCUUGCGGCGAGCAGAGCAAGAUACAGCGAGGCAGAGACGGCAUCCCUGAAGGCUAACGGAGCGUCUCAUUCAGAGACACUGCGGGACACGGCUCCUGUUGUGGACGGGCUGAAGUUGCAGACAUAUCUACGCUUCCAGGAUGAAGAGAUCACCAAAGAAGAGAUUGAUCUGCUGAGUGACGCCUGCUCCAAGCUGAAGGAGCAGAAGAGACUGCUGACUCUGGAGAAGGAGGAGCUGGAGGACCUGAAGGACGAUGUUCAGGAGUACAACGAGGACCUGGAGGAGAUCAAGAAAGAGUUUUCUAAGAGCGGCCAGGAGAAGGCCAUCGAAGAGUCCAAGGCCAGCAAACGUCUUUCUAAGAGAGUCACCCGCAUGAUCGGACGCAUCGACAAGAUCAUCACAGAGCUGGAGAACGACAAAGUCAUCCUGGACGGACAGGUGGACAGUGGAGCCACCCCACCUGUCGGAUUAUUCCUAACUAAAUAUAGCGAUGCCACAAGUCUGUUCUACACCUUCAGGGAGAACCUGAUCAGCAUCACCGAGCUCAUCAACGUCAUGCGGCAAAUCCAGAACAUCCCGGAGGAGAAGCUGCUCCGGAUCGCCGAGGCCCUGGACGACAACAAAGACGGGAAGGUCGACAUCGACGACGUCAUCAAAGUGGUGGAGCUGAUCGACAAAGAGGACAUCGACGUCUCCACCUCGCAGGUCGCCGACAUCAUGGUGAUGCUGCAGAAGGAGGAGAAGCUGAUGGAGAAGGCCAAAGAGAAGGCCGAGAAGGAGCAGGCAGCCACACGCAACAGCUAACUCCGCCCCCUCCGCACAUACACUGGAGUGAAGGAGCAGUGCGGCGCCUGUGUCCGCCACAGGACUCUGAAGGCAAACAGGGCGUCAUUACUAUUUUAAAAAAGAGAUUGUUCCACAAAGCUUACUGUCUUUCUAAUGUAUAGGCCGGCAUAGAGGGGGGUUACAAGGUGUAAUUAUGUAGUCUGUGCCGAUUUUUCUCGCCAUUCACGCCACUCAUAUUCUCUCAUAGAAACCAGCCGUCGUUUCUGAACUUUGCACAGCAGCCGUCAUUCCCGUUUGUUUUUGUUUAGCUCCUCCCAUGUUCGGCGUGGACGGCUGGCGGUCACCAAACAUGGAGUUGAUGCUGCAGCUAAGAACCUUAGACUGAAUCAAAGAAUGGAGGUUUACGUUCCAGCCGUUGCGUGUCUGCGCUUCGGCUGUCGGAAUCGUUGCACAUUUGUCCCCAAAGCAAAGGACAGAAGUUUCAACCUGAGCUGAAACUUUGACAGCGCUGCUAUAGAUUAACGUCUGCCUGACACGCGGACGUGGACUCUGUGGGUGGAUCUCCACGCCUAACGGGGUGGUGCAUGCUGGGGAAUCAUGUCUCCUGCGAUGCAACAACCAAAGCGGCAGCACAAAUCAUUCGUCGUCCGAUGCAGAAGCUUCUGGGUUUGCAAAAAAAGACUGAAUGUUUGUGAAGUCCUUAAAUGCAGCAUGAAUGAGGGUGGUCUUGAGUUUCAAAGUGGCCUAUUAACCACUCAUCUUAUGGUAGAAAUGCUGUAGAAAUGUAUUUCUUUUUCCUACUUGAGGAGGUUUUCUUUCACGUGUACUUCAGAUGAGUUGUUUCUUCUUCUAUGCACCACAGCCAUGAAUGAGUGCAGGUCCUGAGAAGGGCCUGCCAGCAUGAAGACACACUUCCAGGUAAACGUUGACCGGAAAGUGAGUCUUCAUGGUAGACUAACGCAAGGUUCCAUGUCGAGGUCAUUCUUCUCGGCAUCAGCUGAGCUGAAGGGGGCGGUGACCGUUUUCAGGUAUCCUUGUUACUUCAGAGGCGGGGCAGUAACGGAUCCUCAUCCGCAGACUUUGCUCUAGCGGUGAAAAGCAGCUGCAGGAAUGAAGAACUUCUUCCAAACUGGAUUAUGUCUGAUGUUUUUGCUUCAUUUUUGAUUAUGAAAUAUUUUCUCUGAAACAAAUUGUGCUUUGAAUGUCAGAUCAGAGGUGAAGCUAAAAGGACUUUAUCAGAUUUGUCUCCUUUAGAAAACAAAGCUUGACUUUGUGUUGUUGGUCCGGCCGGUGCAGUGCAGAAGGACAGGGGGGCCGCUGGAGAUCACGGGGGGGGGGGGCCGCUGGAGAUCACGCGGCGGCUCCGUUUGUCCUUGUCUGCAGUUUGCUGUCACGCGCCGGCAUGAUGAAGAGCGUCUGGGUCUGUGGAGAAGCUCUUGGAGCUGGGAGGCCGGCGUGCCUGAUGGGGGCGAGGGCCCGGCGCUGCCUGGGAUGAGUCAGGCUGAUGGGUAAACACUCCACCCAUACAAGGGCAGAAGCUGGAGUUGGAGGGGUGUGUUUAGGUCUAAGGCGCUCUGGCGCGACGUGGCACGCCCUCUGACACAUCAGUCAGCGGUAAACAUGUCAGAGCACCAACACGAAAGCGUCUCCCUGGGGGGGCUGUGUCCCCCGAUGCCCCACAGGCCCAAUGGAGAGGAGAAAAGUUCCAGCAGGAGGUGAACCUCUCUGGAGUUUCAGCCUUUUCUGGCUGUCAUUAUUUCUAUUAAAGGAACUCCUCCUCCUCCUCCUCUUCCUCUCUGUCAUUUAAGCACUGAUGGUCACCAAUGGUUCUGCGGCACCUCAACUGCUGUUUUCCUCUGGGUUUGAGGCUCCCGCUCAUGGAGAAAGGGGGCAGUCGUGCUCCCCCCACACUGCUGUCGUCGAUUCGGACGGGAAAGCUGUCGGUUACGAAAGGAUCAAAGGAUCCGGCCUGGACUGAGAGACGGGGAGGAGUUUCAGCAGAACAUCUCUGUCCCGCUGAAUGUUGGUCCAUAACAGCUUUUUAAAGCUCAUGACUCAGCAGAUCUCUGCUCUGUGUGUUCGGACGCUGCAGAAAAGUCCUCCUCUAUGCUGGUGCUGGUCAUGGAGAAUCCUUGAGUGUGAGACGGCGUGAAUGUUGAGUUUAGGAGGAGGAAACAGGAGUCGUCAUUUUCAGUUUGUCACGCAAAACAGCAGGAAAUGGCGUUUUUAUUUAGUUUUGCAUUCAUUGUGCAACAACAGAUUUAAAGGACAUCAUUGUUUGAUGAGUGGUCAGUUUUUGUAAGGGGGGGGACACUGAGACUAUAACGUUGAGAUGUUAAUCGGGAACGUUGAGACGUUAACCGUGGACGUGGAGACGUUAACCUGAGACAUUGAGACGUUAACCGGGGACAUCGAAACGUUAACCGGGGACGUUGAGACAUUAACCGGAGACGUUAACUGGAGACAUUAAGACUAUAACCGGUGACGUUAACCGGGGACGUUGAGACGUUAAACGGAGACGUUAACCGGAGACAUUGAGACGUUAACCGGGGACGUUGAGACGUUAACCGGAGACGUUAACCGGAGACAUUGAGACGUUAACCGGAGACAUUGAGACGUUAACCGGAGACAUUGAGACGUUAACCGGAGACAUUGAGAGACUAACUGGAGACAUUGAGACAUUAAUCGGGGACGUUGAGACAUUAACCGGGGACAUCGAGACGUUAACCGGGAAAGUCGAGACGUUAACCGGGGACGUUGAGACAUAAACCGGGGACGUUGAGACGUUAACCGGAGACAUUGAGACGUUAAUCGGGGACGUUGAGACGUUAACCGGAGACGUUACCCUGAGACAUUGAGAAGUUAACCGGGGACGUUAACCGGAGAUGUUGAGAAGUUAACUGGAGACAUUAACCGGAGACACUGAAAUGUUAACCAAGGACGUUGAGAUGUUAACUAGAGACGUUAAGACUAACCGGAGACAAUGAGACGUUAACCAGAGACAUUGAGACGUUAACCGGGGACAUCGAAACGUUAACCGGGGACGUUGAGACAUUAACCGGAGACGUUAACUGGAGACAUUAAGACUAUAACCGGUGACGUCAACCGGAGACGUUGAGACGUUAAUCGGGGACGUUGAGACGUUAACCGGAGACGUUAACCGGAGACAUUGAGACGUUAACCGGGGACAUUGAGACAUUAAUCGGGGACGUUGAGACAUUAACCGGGGACAUCGAGACGUUAACCGGGGAAGUCAAGACGUUAACCGGGGAGGUUGAGACGUUAACCGAAGACAUUGAGACGUUAAUCGGGGACGUUGAGACGUUUACCGGAGACGUUACCCGGAGACAUUGAGUAGUUAACCGGGGAUGCUGAGACGUUAACCAGAGACAUUGAGACGUUAACCGGGGAAGUUAACCUGAGAUGUUGAGAAGUUAACUGGAGACAUUAACCGGAGACAUUGAAAUGUUAACCAAGGACGUUGAGAUGUUAACUAGAGACGUUAAGACUAACCGGAGACAAUGAGACGUUAACCAGAGACAUUGAGACGUUAACCGGGGACAUCGAAACGUUAACCGGGGACGUUGAGACAUUAACCGGAGACGUUAACUGGAGACAUUAAGACUAUAACCGGUGACGUCAACCGGAGACGUUGAGACGUUAACCGGGGACGUUGAGACGUUAACCGGAGGCGUUAACCGGAGACAUUGAGACGUUAACCGGGGACAUUGAGACAUUAAUCGGGGACGUUGAGACAUUAACCGGGGACAUCGAGACGUUAACCGGGGAAGUCAAGACGUUAACCGGGGAGGUUGAGACGUUAACCGAAGACAUUGAGACGUUAAUCGGGGACGUUGAGACGUUUACCGGAGACGUUACCCGGAGACAUUGAGUAGUUAACCGGGGAUGCUGAGACGUUAACCAGAGACAUUGAGACGUUAACCGGGGAAGUUAACCUGAGAUGUUGAGAAGUUAACUGGAGACAUUAACCGGAGACAUUGAAAUGUUAACCGGGGAAGUUAACCUGAGAUGUUGAGAAGUUAACUGGAGACAUUAACCGGAGACAUUGAAAUGUUAACCAAGGACGUUGAGAUGUUAACUGGAGACGUUACCCGGAGACAUUGAGUAGUUAACCGGGGAUGCUGAGACGUUAACCAGAGACAUUGAGACGUUAACCGGGGAAGUUAACCUGAGAUGUUGAGAAGUUAACUGGAGACAUUAACCGGAGACAUUGAAAUGUUAACCAAGGACGUUGAGAUGUUAACUGGAGACGUUAAGACUAACCGGAGACAUUGAGACGUUAACCGGGGACGUUGAGACGUUAACCGGAGACGUUAACCGGGGACGUUGACAUGUUAACCGGAGAUAUUGAGAAGUUAACCGGAGACGUUAAGCGGAGACAUUAAGACUAACCGGAUACAUUGAGACGUUAACCGGGGACCUUGAGACAUUAACCGGGGAAGUCGAGACGUUAACCAAGGACGUUGAGUGCACUAUAUGCCGACUGGUGGGCAGCUUCAGCAGCGUCUGCGGUUCGUUAUUCUCUGACCAAACGGCUGGUUUGAAGGUUGAAGUUGUGGAAACGUGUUUGUCCUCCUGAACACAGCUGAUUUAGAGGAGAAUUCAGAGGAAGCUUUCAAAGAUCUCAUCUGAUUCCAUUAUUUAGGAGUGAAACUCCAAAUGAUGACGAGCACAGGCGCUGAAAUGUUUUCGAUGUUAUUUAUUCACUGACUGGGUUUCCGUGGUAUUUCUGCCGCUGGCAGACGCUGCUCAGGACCUCAACCAAGCUUCAGGGAUUAAUUUGGGCUGAAAACCAUCUUCUUUUUUAUUUUUGGACAUUUUUGUGUAAAGAGAGCAUCACUGAACUAAAGAAUCAAAAGUGUAAUAAACGAUAAAGAUGUUUUCCUUUU